AUGGGUAUCGCUCGCGACUCGCGCCACAAGCGCUCUCACACCGGUGCCCGCCGUGCCCACUACCGCAAGAAGCGUGCCUUCGAGCUCGGUCGCCAGGCCUCCAACACCCGUAUCGGAGCCAAGCGUGUCCACUCGACCCGUGUCCGCGGCGGUAACAUCAAGUACCGUGCUCUCCGCCUCGAGACGGGCAACUUCUCGUGGGGAUCCGAGACCAUCACCGCAAAGUCCCGUAUUCUCGGCGUAGUCUACAACGCCUCGAACAACGAGCUUGUCCGCACCAACACCCUCGUCAAGGGUGCCGUCAUCCAGGUCGACGCUACUCCCUUCCGUCAGGCUUACGAGAAGCACUACGGCAAGCCCGUCACCACCAAGCGUCGCGCUGCCGGUGCUGGCGCCGCAGAGGCAGAGCAGGACGCCGAGGCAAAGAAGAGCCGUGCCGUCGUCAAGAAGCUCGACGCUCGCAAGGAGUCUAGCAAGAUUGACCCCCUCGUUGAGCAGCAGUUCGGCGCUGGUAGGCUGUACGCUGUCAUUGCCAGCCGACCGGGACAGAGCGGCAGGGCGGACGGUUACAUUCUCGAGGGAUCCGAGCUUGAGUUCUACGUCCGUCGUCUCCGUGCCCGCCACACCAGCAAGGCUUAA
Molecule: messenger RNA, 639 nt
Organism: Jaminaea rosea
Lineage: Eukaryota; Fungi; Basidiomycota; Exobasidiomycetes; Microstromatales
Product: ribosomal protein S8e
Exons: 2
Coding region: 1-639 (212 amino acids)
Biological process (GO): translation; maturation of SSU-rRNA from tricistronic rRNA transcript (SSU-rRNA, 5.8S rRNA, LSU-rRNA)
Cellular component (GO): cytosolic small ribosomal subunit; ribosome
Molecular function (GO): structural constituent of ribosome
Source: RefSeq, a predicted model, not a curated record